AUGCCCAGCCCCCGUCAGCUCGUCGCACGCGGCGUGCCCGUGGCGCGCCUCACCCAGGACCCCGGCGAGGUGGUGGUCACCCUCCCCAUGGCAUACGCGGCCUCUCUGUCCUGCGGCACCAACCUGUCCGAGACCGCGGCCCUUGCCACGCCCGACAGCCUGCGCUACGCCGCGGCGCGGCUGCAGCGCUGCCGCCGCCUGCGCCGGCCCACCUCCUGGCCCCACGAGCUGGUCCUGCUCAAGUGGGCGGAGGACCCCGCACUGCCCGCCAGCGCCUGCCCCUGGCUGGCGCGGGAGCUGCGCCGCUGCAUUGACGACGAUCUGGCCACGCGGUUGGCGGUGUGGGCGGCAGGCACGACCGACUCGCGCCGCGCGGAGGGCGAGGCGGCCCGCUGCGCGCUGUGCGGCGCGCACUGCACGCUGAGCGCGCUGGAGUGCCCGCGCUGCGCACCCGGACGCCAGGUCUGCGCCGCGCACGUCGCCGCGCUGUGCGAGUGCGAGCCGGCGCGGCUGCGGCUGGCCUUCCGCCACACGACGCGCGAGCUGGAGGGGGUGGUGGGGCGCGUCGCCGGACGCGCAGCGGACGAGGGUAAUGGGGCUGUCGAAGCGGGGUUCGCGGGCGCCGACGCGGCACAGAGCGGCGAGGACACUGCCGCGCAGGAGGAGGGCGAGGGGGAGGAGGACGACCUGGAGCGCCUCGCCCGGCUGGGCGAGGCGCACGCGCUCUGGCGCGAGCGCUGCGAGGCGACGCUGGCCCGGGGAGGACGGCUGGCCGCUGAUCUGGAUGAGCUGCUGGAGGAGGGGAAGCAGUACGCCUGGGGCGCAGUGGACGACGAGAACGGCGUGGAGGCCACGUUCGUGCACCUCCGAGAAGCGGCGGCGUACCUGGCCAGGGUCGAGGCCGCGCUGGCCUCCCGCCCGGCGGCGGAGGAGCUGGAGGGCAUCCUGGGGCUGGACCCGCCACCCCUGGCCGCCGCGCCUGGCCUGGAGCGGCUGCAGGAGCUGGGGGAGCGGGCGCGAGAGUGGCGUGCGCGCACGCAGGCGGCCAUGGCUGCUCGCGGCAGCAUGGAGAUGAAGGACAUGGAGGCGCUCAUCUCCGAUGGCGCCGCCAUUUCAGAGACGACGCUGGAGGGGCUGCAGGCGCUGCGCGCCGCCGCGGUGACCUUGCGCUGUGACGUCCCCUUCUACCCCGUGCUCUGCUUCGCCCUUGACCGGCUGGAGGCGUGGGCGGGGCGGGUGAAGCAGCUGCUGGGCAUGCGGGCGCCGCUGGCGGACCUGCGAGCACUGAUUGAGGAGAGCAGGGAGCUCCCGGCCGCCAUGCCCGAGGUGGAGACCGUCGAGUCGCUCAUCGCCAAGGGCCUGGCCUGGCAGUCGAGCAUGCAUGCCCUGGUGGCCGCGCGCGCGCCCCUGAAGAGGAUGCGGGACGCCCUGCACGCCGGGCUGCGCCUCCCGGUGGAGCUGCCGGAGGUGGAGGAGCUGCGCGGCAUCAUCCGCAGGCGGGAGUGGGAGGACGCGGCCCGGCGCGCCCUCAACAAUCGCAACUCCCUGCACGCCCUGCACGAGGUGGACGGCCAGGCCGAGGACGUGGGCGCCGGGGACUGCGAGCUGGCCGUGCGCCUGCGGGAAAAGAUCGCCGCGGCCGAGGCCUGGGACCGGGAGGCCGCGGCCUUCCUGGAAGCGGCCCAGGCGCCCGGUCUCGGCGAAGACCAGCGCCCCGACCGCGGCCCCCUGGCGGCCAUGGUAGAGCGGGGCAGCGCGCUGGGAGUCAAGCUGGAAAGGGGGAGCGCGCUGCAGGGUGCGCUCCUGGCGGCGGAGGGCUGGCUGGCACGGGCGCGGCGCUGGCUGCCAGAACCUGCUGGAGAGAGCAGAGGAGGCGCCACGGCGGGGGGGAAAACACCUGGCAAAGCGGAGGCCGAGUCCGUGGCGGAGAAGGAGGGCUCUCCUGCUCCCGCUGAGGCCAGCGCCGGGGAGCAGGGCGAUGCAGCGCCCGAGGCAAUCACGGCUGGUGCAGGUGCAGACAUGCCGCUCGAUGGCUCGGCUCCUGCGCCGUCUGCCGACGACGAGGCCGUGACGCAGGCCCAGCCUGGAAGCAUGGGUGCAACGAUGGAGGAGGCAGCACCGCCCUCCACCGCAAACAGCGGCAGGCGCAGCAGCAAGCGGUCGAGUGGUGACGGGGCUGGCGCCCACGCUGGGCCCCGGUCGCCGGUCGGGGCGGUGGAAGGCGGCCGCAUGCCCACCCUGGCCACCAUCCGCGGCCUGCUGGCGGAGUACGAGGGCCUGCUCAUCCGGGCAGAUGAGGCAAAGGGCCUGGCGGCGCUGCAGCAGCAUGCGGAGGCGUGGCUGCAGGCGGCCUGGCCCAUGCUGCAGUUGGAAAGCGUGGGCGACGCCCAGCUGGAGGAGCUGCAGGCCCUGCUGGCCGCCGGCGCGGGCGUCCAUGUGGAGAUGGAGGAGCGGGAUCACUUGUUGGCCCAGGCCAAGGGGCUGAUCUGGAAUCGACAGGCGCGAGAGGUGCUGGCCCGCCUGCAGUCAACAGAGCGUGGUGCUGAGCACAGCAGUGGCGGCAAUGCCGACGUGGAUGAAUUCCAUCUCCCAACCACCCUCGGGCAGGCCCCCUUGGACGAGAGGGUGCGGUCUUCUGCAGAUGCCAGCACAUCGGCGCCAAGUGCCGAUGAGCCGCCCUCCCUGCCGGGCAAGACCUCAAGCGUGGAAAGGCCGGCGGCGAUGGCACCAAACGUGCACAGCGAGGGCCCUUGCGAGCCUGGAGCUGAGACAGACCUCAGCAAUGCCGGUCAGUAUGUAAAGCCCGAACCAAUGCAGGGCGAUGCCGACGCAGCAUCUGGAGACGGUGUCGGCCCACCCGAGGCGCUGCCGGCAGCCAGGGUCCCACUCGAGGUAGGGGUGGCACUGAUGCAGGGUGCCGCUGACAUCCCGGUUGAACAGAAUCUCUUCUCUGAGCUCGAAAGGCACGUCAAUGUGGGGCUGCGGUGGCAGGAGCAGGCGCAGGCCGUGCUCGCCAUCGGGCGCCCGGGGUCCGGCGACGCGGCCCCGGUCGAGGCGGGCGCCCUGCAGCGGAUGCUGGCCGAGGGCGCGGGGCUCGGCUUCCUCCAGGCCCACCUCGUUGAGCUGGAGGCCGUGCUGCGAGACCAUCAGGCCUGGGAGGGCAGGGUGCUGGCCCUGCGUGAUGCCUGCGGCAAUUCACGCCCCUGCCAUGCCGACCUGGCCAAGCUCGGGGAUGAGGCGGCGGCGUCCCCGGUGACAUCCCUCCUGCGGCGCCACAUCGAAGCCGCCGUCCUGGCAGCUGGCAAGUGGAGCGCCGGGUGGUUUGAUGAUUGGGUGGCUCGGUGCCGGAGGAGCACUGUGAAACGGAACUCGGUCCUGACCCUGGCCAGCACCUUUGAAACCAUUGGCAGCAGUGUGGAUGCCGCCGUGGAGCAGUUUGAGAGGCGCCUUGAGCUCGAGAAGCAGCUGGUGGCCACGGGCGGCGCAGAGCCUGAGGGGAGUGACGAGGGGGGCGAGCUGUAUUGCCUGUGCCAGCAGACCUACGAGGCGGACACCAGCAUGAUCAUGUGCGACUCGUGUGGGGAGUGGUUCCACAUGCGCUGCGUCGGCAUCUCCCAGACCCAGGCCAAGGUGACCAAGAAGUACACCUGCCCCGUCUGCGCCGCCGUGCGGGCUCGCGGCCUGCCAGUGUCCUUGGCGGAGGAGGAAGAUCUCGAAAAGGUGUUGGUCAAGUUUGACCGCUGGGCGACGGCCACCAAUCGCGCCGUGGAGGUGCAUGCCGCCUCGCGCCUGGUGGAGACGGGGGGCCAGAUCCUCCCCUUGUCUGAGGGCAUGCUGCACCAGCUGUGCAAGUCGGCUCUGGCCAUGGAGCUGGAUGCCUCCGAGUUUGCGGAGCGCAUCCUGAGCCUGCUGCGCUGCAACCGCUGGCGCACCCAAGUGGAGGCGCUGUGGAGCGCGAGCAGCGCAGAGAAACCAACGAUGGAAGCUGCGACCAGGCUCCUGGCGGAGGCCGCGCGCUGCGGCGUGGUCUCCGAGACCGACAUCGUGGGGUUCAGGCUCGCGGCGGCAGCCGCGCAGUGCAGGGACUGGCAGCGCCGAGCCAAGGCCGUGCUCGCCCACCUCCAGCCGUCGAGCCCGGCCGAGGGCUUUGAGGCUGCUGCGGCCGCCGCCGCGGCCCUCACCCUGGAGGCGGAGCGCCUGCCGCUGGGCGUGCCUGGCGAGGCGGAGGACCUGGCGGAGCGCGGCAAGCUGUACUGCCUGUGCCGCGCGCCGUACGACGAGCAGCGCCCCAUGCUGGGCUGCGAUCACUGCUCCGACUGGUACCACUACGAGUGCGUGGGCCUGCCCGGCCCGGCAGGCGAGGAGGGCGCCGGCGCCGAGGCGGUGCCGGAGGACUUCCGCUGCCCCUCCUGCGCCCUGCGCGCGGGGGUGACCUACCCCGCCUUCCACGGCCUGCCCCCGCGCUCCGUGGAGGCCCUGCGCCUUGCAGCGCUUGGCCUGGGCGGGGGUCAAGGUAAGGGAGACGGCCAAGGUGCUGCUGCAGCGGCGGAGGGGGAUGUAGCCGCCGCCUGGCAGGCAGCCAUGGCGGCUGCGCUCGCGGGCGGUGGCGAGGCGGACGCCGCGCUGGGCCCGGGCAUGCGCGAGAUGCUGGCCGCCUGCCCGCCGGGGCUGGCGGGCGCCAUGUUCGGCGGCUGCUGGCCGGGCAGUGUGGCCGCGGCGGGCGGCGAGGUCGACGCAGCGGAGCCGGCCGCCAAGCGGCCGCGCUCGGACUCUGGGGUGCAGGGGGAUCUCGGCGCCCUCGGGCCCAGCAGCGACGCAGGCGGGCCCUCGGCCACGGUGGAGCUGAGUGCCGGCACGCAGGACCCUGAACUGGCAGAUGGGUGUGCCCGGAACGCCGAGCAGGGAAGCAUGAGCGCCAUCCCUCUGCAGGAAGCGGGGCCGGCCGGCACCGACACCCAGGAUACAACCAGCAUGCCUGUCCCCGUCCCAGAAGCGCCUCGCAAGCUGUGA
This is a messenger RNA of Auxenochlorella protothecoides, 5010 nucleotides long. RefSeq names its product Lysine-specific demethylase 5B. Lineage: Eukaryota; Viridiplantae; Chlorophyta; Trebouxiophyceae; Chlorellales; Chlorellaceae. Gene Ontology annotation, cellular component: Set1C/COMPASS complex. The transcript has 22 exons. The record is from RefSeq and is a predicted model, not a curated record. The coding region runs from base 1 to 5010 and encodes 1669 amino acids.